Puccinia triticina is the source of this 480-nucleotide messenger RNA. RefSeq lists its product as uncharacterized. NCBI's taxonomy places the organism in Eukaryota, Fungi, Basidiomycota, Pucciniomycetes, Pucciniales, Pucciniaceae. Bases 1 to 480 code for a protein of 159 amino acids. The transcript is spliced from 2 exons. The record is from RefSeq and is a predicted model, not a curated record.
AUGACAACCGGUGUGGAUGCCCUCUUCCACAAGGCCAAAUUGACGAUGCUUGGCACUACCAAGGAAUAUGUUGGCUGUCCUGAACUAAACUACCAUAACACUAGAUUUGAGCAAGCCCCCAAGAAAUAUCAGCAAGGCGCCCCAAAGGUUGCAAGGAAACCAUACCACCCUCCAGGCCGCCAGGCACCAGAACAAGUUACUGAACAUUGCAAAUCAUACAAACUCAACCAAGCCUUCAAGUUGGACCGUGAGAAGGCUGUCGAAUGGUUCAAGAAAGACCAACGCAAAGAGUGGAGCAAGACUCAAUUAUCUAGACAAGACCUUCCAGCAGAUGCAGAAGAGAGUGAACCGGAUGACGAUCCACCCCCUGAAAUCCCUGAUGCCAUACGCGACUCUGAGGACAUCAAAAGCUUUAUUGAUCAUUUUAACUAUUCCAUGCUGGCCAUCGAAGUUAAUACCAAACUUGUAAUCAGGAAAUAA